This is a messenger RNA of Brassica napus (rape), 1244 nucleotides long. RefSeq lists its product as uncharacterized. Bases 4 to 990 code for a protein of 328 amino acids. Lineage: Eukaryota; Viridiplantae; Streptophyta; Magnoliopsida; Brassicales; Brassicaceae. The record is from RefSeq and is a predicted model, not a curated record. The transcript has a single exon.
UCAAUGUUCCUCACUUCCAGUAAAAUCUUAUUAGCUUAUUCUCAAACAUUCUUCUAUACAAACUACAGAGAGCGGGAGAGAGAGAGAGCGAUGGACAGUAGGGGAGGGUGUUGCAUAGCAAGGUACGCCGGUGGAGGUGGAACGUACCAUUACGAUCUGUCUAAAGCAGAUCGCAUCAUGCUUCGGUUUCGUCCCAUAGCUCCCAAACCAACUAGCGACGGCAGCGGAGGAAAGCCCGUAUCCAGCGGAGAGAGCGGUGGCGGAAGCCCCUAUGUCUUUAAAGGAGGAAGAAGAAAGAGGAAAUGUCAGCAGAAAGAGAAUAGUGGUAACGCCAGGAGGUGCACUCCGCGGAGAAAAUCAGAUAAAUCUGUCGGUCACGGCGGACAUACUAUGGUGACACUUUCUCUGUUGCCUGAGACGCCGGAUGAAGGUGAUUUUACAGAUCUUAAAGUGUCGGUGCCGUCGGUGGAGAAGCAGCACGGUCCGUUUUGGCUGAGUUUCAGCGACGACGGUGAGAUGUUUACUCCGGCUUACCAGACGGUGGAUGUUAUGCGGAGGAAGGUGGUGAUUUCUUCUUGUAUGACGGUGGAGCGUGUAACGGACGCCUGGAUGGACGGCUAUGGUCUAGGGAGGUCUGACGAAGAAAGGAAGAUGAAUCUUGUGAGAGACACGUGUCCUGGUUUCAUAUCGGACUGUUUAGGUAGAGUGACGUGGACAAACGACGCUUACAGAAAGAUGGCGAGGGAUAAUAUUCCGGAGGAAAAAGGUUCACCGGAGAAUAUGAGCGGCGAUAGUUUUCACGUUAUCGUACGGUUGGUGAUGAGGGAUAGGCCGAUGAUAACGUACCCGGCUUUCACAUGCAGGGUGAAACUACAGUUCACGUGUCAAGAUCGUGAGAGAAGCUCCGUCACGGUGCCUUGCGACGCUUGGAGGAUGGACAAUGGAGGUUUCGCUUGGAGGCUUGACGUUAAGGCCGCUUUGUGCCUUUGACCGGUAGUGAAAAUGUACACCGUAAGAUCAGUAUAGUAACGAUCAGCGACAAACGGUCCCAAUCGUUGCAUUGUAUGAUCUCCUCGAAAAAUAUAUGCAUUUGCAAAACUUAGUUUCUAGCUAGUUAUUUCAAGAUAAUAGUUAUGUCGUUUAUGUUCCAUCUUCUUUUAUUUUCUUUUCCUCGAGUAGAUUUUGUUUAGGGUUAUUGUAAAAAAGGGUCUUUUUCUUCUUAUUAAUGGAUUUCUGGUUCUAAA